AUGGGCCUCUCCACCGGGCGGUCGGAGUGGAAGGCCACGGGAUGGACAUGGCAUCGGACCGUUCUCCAUCGGGCACCGAGAGACGCGCAUUCGUGGUUGCGCGGCUUUUCAACGGUUGAGGACGUGUCGCCCGGUUGCGACCCUUCACCGGGCGAAGACAUGUUUUGGACUCUUGGUGAGCUGGGCCUGGUUGCUUUCGGUGAGAGCAGGCGGCUCUAG
Molecule: messenger RNA, 219 nt
Organism: Colletotrichum orchidophilum
Lineage: Eukaryota; Fungi; Ascomycota; Sordariomycetes; Glomerellales; Glomerellaceae
Exons: 1
Coding region: 1-219 (72 amino acids)
Source: RefSeq, a predicted model, not a curated record